Hylaeus volcanicus is the source of this 6496-nucleotide messenger RNA. RefSeq names its product mothers against decapentaplegic homolog 3 (gene Smox). The record is from RefSeq and is a predicted model, not a curated record. Gene Ontology annotation, cellular component: heteromeric SMAD protein complex. Bases 227 to 1699 code for a protein of 490 amino acids. Gene Ontology annotation, molecular function: I-SMAD binding; DNA-binding transcription factor activity, RNA polymerase II-specific; RNA polymerase II cis-regulatory region sequence-specific DNA binding. NCBI's taxonomy places the organism in Eukaryota, Metazoa, Arthropoda, Insecta, Hymenoptera, Colletidae. The transcript is spliced from 6 exons. Gene Ontology annotation, biological process: transforming growth factor beta receptor signaling pathway; regulation of transcription by RNA polymerase II; cell differentiation.
UUUAUCGAACGUACUUAAGGAACAAUAUGGCGGUCGUGGCAAAGUUUUCGCCGCCCGUAUGAGAGAUUCGCUUUCUUUACGACCGAGAAGUUCGCGUUAAACGUUUCGUUCGUACGGCGACGUUGUCUGGUUAUGCAUAAACGAAAUCGCGAGUGAAAAUUCGUUUGUGUCGUAGCACGUCGAAACAGCCCAAUGCGGGUCGCGCGCAAUUCUCGUAGCGCAAAUCAUGACUUCGAUGCUGUCCAGCUUUAACCCGCCUAUCGUUAAACGAUUGCUGGGUUGGAAAAAAGGCGAGGGGGAAGACAAAUGGAGUGAGAAAGCCGUGAAAAGCCUGGUGAAAAAGUUAAAGAAGUCCACUGGCCUCGAGGAACUCGAGAAGGCCAUUACUACGCAAAGUUGCAACACUAAGUGCAUCACUAUACCAAGGCCUAGUCCGGGCGGUGCCGGCGACAACGGUGUCCAAGGAGUACGCGGUAAAGGUCUGCCGCACGUGAUCUACUGCCGGCUUUGGCGUUGGCCGGAUUUGCAGUCGCACCACGAGCUAAGGGCGAUCGAGCACUGCGAGUACGCGUUUACGCAGAAACGGGACGAAGUCUGCGUCAACCCGUAUCACUAUCAACGAAUACAGACGCCAGUUUUGCCAGCCAUUCUCGUACCGCGGCAUAACUUAGCCGGGGACGAGUCCGUCCUGUACAACACCUCCCUCGAGGAGCUCAGUGUCAGCGUGCCCGAGAACACGAGCUUCCACGCGACGCUGAACCAUCAGCACCAUAAUCAACAGGGUAUACCGCAAUCCCCGCAGCAGCAGCAGCAACAGCAGCAGCAACAGCAGCAGCAACAGCAGCAGCAACAGCAGCAGCAACAGCAGAACAAUCCCUACCAAGGAAUGCAGAGUAUGCAAGCAACGAGUCCCGCGAGCGUGGGGAGUCUAGGAAGCGUUCAGGGUUCACCGCAUCCUGCACCCGGAUCCAUGGAUCCACCAGCGGAUACUCCACCUCCUGGAUACAUAAGCGAAGAUGGCGAUAACAUGGACCACAAUGACAAUAUGUCUCUGUCCCGUUUGUCUCCCAGCCCGGUGGACGCGCAACCGGUUAUGUAUUUCGAGCCCGCCUUUUGGUGUUCGAUAAGCUACUACGAGCUGAACACGAGAGUGGGCGAGACCUUCCACGCGUCGCAGCCGAGUAUCACGGUGGACGGAUUCACCGACCCCAGUAACUCCGAACGUUUCUGCCUGGGUUUGUUGUCGAACGUGAAUCGCAACACCGUGGUGGAGCAGACGAGACGACACAUUGGCAAAGGCGCCAGACUCUACUACAUCGGCGGCGAGGUGUUCGCAGAGUGCCUGUCCGACUCGAGCAUAUUCGUGCAAAGUCCUAAUUGCAAUCAGCGUUACGGAUGGCAUCCGGCUACCGUCUGCAAAAUACCCCCCGGCUGCAAUUUGAAGAUCUUCAAUAACCAAGAGUUCGCCGCGUUGCUGUCGCAAUCAGUUUCCCAAGGCUUCGAGGCGGUCUACCAGCUGACUCGGAUGUGCAGCAUAAGGAUGAGCUUCGUGAAGGGCUGGGGAGCAGCGUAUCGGCGACAGACAGUGACAUCGACCCCCUGUUGGAUCGAGCUGCAUUUAAACGGGCCGUUGCAAUGGCUCGAUAGGGUGCUCACGCAAAUGGGUUCGCCGCGUUUACCCUGUUCCUCGAUGUCAUAAGGUUGUACGGUUUUCCCCGUGGUGGAUAUCGAGAAAGAAAGAACAAUUCGCGCCCUAUCGUCGUCGUCCUCGUCGUCGAUUGGUUUUCCUUACCGCGAAUUAUAUGGCUUUCGUUCGAGUUGAAGCCUACGGUGACGAGCUUGCGAGAAAAUGAAAGGGAUACGAUUGUCCUUGGAUAGUAUACGUUGGGAAUACGAUGGCCGAUUUAGCGUUCGAAGUGCCAGGAAAGCAUUCGAUCGUCGGUGAAACGGAAAGAACAACCGAUCGGCUGUGGAACCGCUCUCGGGCUCGGGGAUAGCUCACGGAUGUUUCCUACGUUACGAAGGAAAGGACACGUUAUGUGGGGGCGGACGAGUGCGGACGAAACAUCGUAAUAUCACUGCAACCGGUUCAUAAUGAGUCACACUUUUUUGACAAGUAACAUUCGACGAAACAGGUAGACAUUGUUAACACACUUAUCGCACUCCAACGUGUGGCUAGUGCUAAUGAUCUAUGGUUACAAAUCCGAUUUUAACAGAAUAUCGAGAGGGCAAAGAACAAGUGUCUAUACAUAUGCGUACAUGUAUGUAUGUACAUGCGUACGCGAGUAUGUAUGUACAUACGUGCUACGCUUAAUGAAAAGCUCAGCCUUCGCAUAUUUUUAUCGCUUGUUAAGCAAACGCACUUUAGUCGUACAGUAUACGUCAGCUCUUACAAGGUAAAUACAUAAUAUUAUGUAUAUACUCACUCUAUAGUCUGCCGAAGAGAAUUUCUAUAAAACGGACAAACCGUAUAUGUACCGUUGCAAAGUUUCUAAAUGGCACUGGUCUAUUCGGAGUUUUUUUUGUCAAUGUUUCUCCUACGAAUAGAAUAACUGAAGUAAAUAUAUAAAGUCUAUUUCUCUUAUAUGAUAACGAUAAGAAUGGAUUACAGUGUUCAAUAUGUACGUAACUACUUACGCACGUUUCGUUAAUUAUAUUUUCGGAUGGACCAGAACACGUUCAAAUGUCCCCAGAAUUAAUCGCGUCGGAUGAAAGUCUCAAGAGUGUUUAGCAGUGCGAGAUCGAUCACUCGGUAUACAUGUAUACCGACGAUGUUUAAUCAGAAACUUUUUGGAAUCUGAACCCGAAAAUGUUGGUACGUAUUAAGGUGUCUUAUCUUGGAUAACUGAUAUUCUUAUUAAGAGGAAGCGCUAUAUUUCUUAAACAUUGAUAGAAAGUACUAAGCGCACGAUGUCUGUGGUAGACAGAAAUACCUAUUUACUUGAUAUCGCAUGAUGGAAAACUGAUUAAAAGUGCAGAAAAUUGUAGACGUAUAUCUGUCGAAUGUCCGAAAAUUUAUGCAACGCAUAAGCAAACAUUACGAUGCACAUUUUGGUGUUGAUGUUAAUGUAGCGAACCACUCGUUAGUUGAGAGUCGUUGAGGAAGUGUUUGGUUCGUUGUAUAGUAUCGUAAAACAUCAUUUUGUAUUGGGAAGACAUGUUUUGCACGUAAAAAAAAAAUAUAUAUAUAAAAAACAAACGAUCGACUUAACCGCGUAAACUUUGACAAAUGUAGUUGAAUCGUCUCGUAAAACUUUGUACAGAAAUUAUUCGAAGAAAAAAUAUGAAGAAAAAAAGAACGCGAAAGGUACGACAUACAAUGGAAAUUUUAAAAAAAUAAGCAUUCUUAUCAAGGACAGAGGGUGAAAAAAGAAUGAUGAUCUGGCCUUGAAUACGAGAUGCUUUUAUAUGCAUCGAGCGUAAUUGAUUCGAUACUGUUUUAAAUUUAUUUACAAAUUGUUUGUGCAUUGAGCGCAUUGGAAAUUUCUAUUUUAUUGCAGAUUUUAUAAUCAGAUUUUAUAAUUUUUAUAUUCAUAUCCGAGACGUACCAAAAGCGAAGAGAAUACACUGUUUUUAAAAACUCAAAACGUCUUUCACGUAGAACGUACGAAAACGAGAGUUACGUGUUUUAUUAUAUUACGAGAUAUAUGUGUUAGUACCGAAGUACAGAACAGUCUUUGCACCGAGUGCAUGGAUUCAGUUAUCUUUUCCUUUUUUUUUUUUAACAAAUAAAAUUUUAAAGAUAACAUAUACGACUUCUAUGGAGUCUUUACGUACGAUGGGGGCCAAUCGCACGCACAGAAUGCGAGAUUCGAUCUCGACAAGAACGUCAAACGUUUCAGAGAACCGGUUCCUCUUUAUAUAAUAUAUAUAUAUAUAUAUAUAUUAUUUUUCUUUUGUCAGUAUCGUUUAUGAAGUUUCAUUUUUAUGAUGUUCGUAAUUAGUUUUUAAAGUAUGAAACAAUUGGAAGUAAAAAUAGUACACGUCGCUGUGCGUGAAACCGAUUUAGUUACUAAUAUUUAUAGAUCCGUGUAAAUUAGGCAAAGUAAUGGAAAACAAUCGAGUGUUUUCGUUAAAUAAUUAAGCUUAAGAUAAACGAGUCGUCAUUAGUUAUCGUGGAGGCAAGAUCUAUUUUUUUAACAUCGUCUUAAUCCUUUCGACGAAGGAGGGGAUUGCGCUAAGUUUUUUGAUCGCUUUUAAGAAAAAGACGAGUGAUUUCGAUCGAUUACAGACAACAUUUGUCGGAAAUCCAUCAAACGUGUUUUUACAUGUAUGGUGCAGCUGAACACGCCUGUUAUUAUUCCGUUUUAUUCUUGAGGUUUACAAGUAUACCUUUUUUUACGCAGUAGAAUCAAGGGAUAAGCGACACGGUGUCACGUGCACAACAGUGACGACGACGAUUCGUGAGCUUGCCAGUCAAACCGAUUUUCACCGAAUCCGAUCACGCGUCGCGUUACCUAUUAUCUGAGAGUACGUCGAAGGGGGUACUAGCUCGUACAGUAGCGAUGGAAGUGUGUAUGGUAGAGAAAGCACGAAAAUUUAAUGAAAUGAUAACGAUAUUUUAUUGACUCCUCGAUAGUUUAAUCGUGUAGCCUAGGAUCGCGUCGAUCUUUCACGGGGAUCACUUUCUUUCGUACGACGAGAGCAUCGUUGUUUUCUCUGGGAAUCUGUACUGUCGUGAAAUGGUAUUCGAAAUUGAAAGAAACCGCUCUGUAAACCUCGUGAAAGUCGAACGCGAUAUCGUCGGGCAGCUCGAAUAACCGAAUGAUAGUACAAUUGAUAAAAAAAAAAAAUCAUGUUUUUCUGCCGUCAAUGUCGGAUGCGUGGCUCCUUUCUUGAACUCUGUUUCCAUUGAAUUUUACAUUCUGGUUGCCGAACGAUCGACAGCCGUGUGCCUCCCUGCCAGACUGCCACUAAUUAAGGAACUAAUUAAGGAUACACAAAUGGGGGAACCGAAGAAGUCGCCAUAGUUUCUCUCUUUUUUAUUCUUGGAAGGGAAACGCACGACAUUCUGAUUUGAUUCGGAUUUUGCAUAUAUUAGAGUGCCUCAGAAAACAUUGCGUAUUUGAAAAGAUUAUUUCCAAUAACUACAACAAUAAUUUCAAGACCAUCUAGGAUUCUUCUGUCGCAUUGUUCUGAAAGCGAUUAUAUUUAUUUGCAAUGCAAUACAGUUCUUGCUUAUAACGUGUGUCGUUGCCCCAACGAGGUGACGUAGGAAGAAAUAAAAUUUAGACUAUGCAUUGAGUGAAUCGUAAGUUCUAUAAUUAUAGUUUUGUAUCUUGUAGCGAUGCAUUAGUAUCAAAACUCCGAGAUUUUCGCAAUGUGUUUUAAAAAUAAACGAAGCGAACAAUGAAAACAUAAACAAAAGCAAGAUAUAUUGUCUUAAUCGGUACAGAAACAACUUGUCGAUAAUAUAUUAAUAUACUUUAUUUCUAUACACGGUUUAAAAAUAACUGAAAUCGAAGUGAUUAAAAUUGCGCAAUAUUUUCUGGUACACCCUAAUGGUUAGCGUAUGCUACGUAUAACAAUUAUGUAUCUACGCUAUUCUAAAUUUCGCGUGAAAAUAGUAUUUGAACCUUUUAAUGUUCCAUAUAUUCGAUCUCCUCCCGAUUAAUGCUAUUAUUCAUGCUAAAUAUAAUAUCAUUAUGUUACGCGCACGUUAGCCGUUCGCAUGAUUUGACGCAAUCUGAUGGUCCAAGCGUCGCGUAGUCUUCUCGUUAGCUCUCCUACUCGACCGUUUUACGUUACCAUAAAACCGAACACACAUUUUUCCAUCUGCAUCGUCGAAGGAAGAAACAAACCCAUCUGGAAAACGCGUUUCGUUUGCCAAAGUAUUUUUUAAGCGUAGCAUUUGCCAAAGUUUCUUUUAAGUACAAGAGAGUAUCGAUUAUAGUUGCAGUAAGCGAUCCGAACGCGUAACGAACAUGAAUUCGCUAAAUUCUCAGCGUUGUUACUUCUUUUGGACAUUCGUAGCUGUUACCAUUGUUGACCGUAUCGUUUAGUUAACAUUGUCGUUAUGCUGCUUCUUCUUCUUCUUCAUCGUUUUCUUUUUUUAUUUUAGAUACCUUUUUAGCAUCUAAACCUGUCGAAUCGAGCGGUCCGACGAUUACGAAUUUUUAAUUCUAUAGCUACUUAUACAUACAUGUACGUGUAUGUAUAUACAUACGUGUAUAUCUUGUGUGCGAAUAGCCACAUGCACACGAAGGGAAGUAUCGACUAAAGGAUGACUUCUAGAACUCCCGAUAUUUUUUUACACAUAAAGAAAACGACGAAAAUUCAUUUACGUAACGGUGCAUUCGACGACGUUUGAUCUCGUUGAUGUUUCCCUGGUGUGGAUGAGACCUUUCACGAGAAUACUAGAUGAAACCGAGAGCUUGAAGGAACGAGUGUGGGAGAAUAUAGACGAGACGUUACGACAAGAGAUAUCGAGUGUGAGACUGUAUAAUACUUAUAAAUAAAUGUAUACGUUAAGUCUAAUAAAAAUGAUUCUACCGAC